UGCCUGCGAGCCUUCACUCGGGACAACAACGCCCCUCGUGUAGCGAGCGCUUGAUAAGUUGUUCAGCGCGGCCAGUCGGCCACACUGAUUCAUUUCGGGGGCUCUUAUUUCCCUUAGCCCCGCCCGCGUGUGUCGAGUCGACUAUCCGAAAGAAGCGUGCCGCUGGGGGGAAGUUCCGACGAAUCGAGAGCUCGACCACAGUGGGUCCUCUCCAUGCUGAAAACGUGCAAACGUCUCAGGGCGAGGAGAACCGUGGUGGACCGCAGUGACUGUGGCUUUACUGCAGAUCCAGGGAGAGGAACUCGUGUGCAUUCCUCUACAGGAGCAAGACAAUGGACGUGAAAAUGGAACAGCAGGAAGAAGACCACGCAUUCAGCAACGCUGACACCAAUAGUAAACGCCCGGCUGAGGACAUGGAAGAGGAGCAGACCUUCAAACGUUCGCGCAACACAGAUGAGAUGGUGGAGCUGCGUGUGCUGCUUCAGAGCAAAAAUGCUGGUGCUGUUAUUGGAAAGGGUGGAAAGAACAUAAAAGCCCUACGCACAGAUUACAAUGCCAGUGUAUCAGUCCCAGACAGCAGUGGCCCAGAGCGGAUUCUGAGUGUGAAUGCCAAUAUCGACACUAUUGGAGAGAUUCUGCUGAAAAUCAUACCAACUCUAGAGGAGUACCAGCAUUACAGCGGGAUUGAUUUUGACUCUGAGCUUCGCCUGCUGAUCCAUCAGAGCUUGGCAGGGGGCAUCAUCGGGGUGAAAGGUGCCAAGAUAAAGGAGCUGAGAGAGAACACCCAGACCACCAUCAAGUUGUUCCAGGAGUGCUGUCCACACUCUACUGACAGAGUCGUCCUGGUGGGAGGGAAGCCAGAACGUGUCAUUGAAUGUAUAAAAGUUAUCCUGGAGCUCGUGUCAGAGGCACCAAUCAAAGGUCGCGCCCAGCCUUAUGACCCUAAUUUCUAUGACGAAACAUACGAUUAUGGAGGUUUCACCAUGUUGUUUGAGGACAGAGGCAGACGACCCAUUGGUGGGUUCCCCAUCCGUGUGCGUGGGGGCUUUGAGCGAAUGCCCCCUGUUCGUGGCAGCAGACCCCUGCCUCCCUCCAGAAGGGACUACGACGACAUAAGCCCUCGCCGGGGUCCCCCGCCACCUCUGAGCAGAGGUGGACGAGGCGGCAGCCGAGCACGUAACCUGCCUCUUCCCCCGCCUCCGCCGCCGAGAGGAGGGGGAGACAGAUUCUCACACGGCAGCUACCACAGUAGCAUGGAUGACAGACCUAGCGACAGGAGAAGCCGAGGAGGAGACCGCUAUGACAGCAUGAGUGGAGGCGGAUAUGACAACAAUUCUUCCUGGGAUCACUUUCAGUCCGGUGGUAGAGGGUCAUACAGUGAUAUCGGAGGCCCAGUCAUCACAACACAAGUCACCAUCCCUAAAGAUCUGGCUGGCUCCAUCAUCGGUAAGGGCGGCCAGAGGAUCAAGCAGAUCCGCCACGAGUCUGGGGCAUCCAUCAAGAUUGAUGAACCACUAGAGGGCUCUGAGGACCGCAUCAUCACCAUCACAGGAACACAGGACCAGAUCCAGAAUGCCCAGUACCUGCUGCAGAACAGCGUGAGGCAGUAUUCUGGUCGGUUCUUCUAGAAAGAAAGACGACGAGUGAAGCCAUGCUGCCAUAUGGUUUGCUCCUUCUGUUCAGAGCCGACAUUCCUUUGUAGAUGCGCCUCCUCCCCUCACUACCACACUCUACACCAUCGAGCUGUACAUUGGACAAAAUCUCAAGCUGUCAAACAGCAAACAAAGGGGUCAACGACACAUUUCUCUGCUGGUGUAAUUAUUUUCUGGGAGAUUCUUGUCCCGUCUUUGGAGUAAACUCAUGCGUGAUAACUUUCUGUGUUGUGAGCCGCCCCUGGGCCUUAUCGCCCUCAUUUCAGUACAGCAUGCAGAAUGUAAUCUUUUUUUUUCUGGUAAGGAACAUGAUGUGAUUUUAGGUUGUUCUUGUUAUUUUAUUUUUUCCCCCCUUUAUAAUGUUGAAGCGCCCUCUCAAAAUGCAGAUGUGUGGUCUCAAGUAUGGUUAAAGAACCAUUUAAAUAAACUUUCAUUUUUUCACACGCAUCAAACACACAGUUCCACUUUGAAAUGAAGAACUUUUGUAAAAUGGGCUUUAAAGGAAAUGUUUGACAUUUUAAGGAAAUUUGUUUAUUCACUUGUUCUCACAUGCAAGUUUCAUAAAGAUAAACUUUGGCUGUUGCUAAGCUCAAACUAAGAUGCAAGAUCAUCCUUUGCACAAAGUGCCAACAGUUCUCGACUGUCAGGCCCAAUUUGCCAUGAAUUCUUGGUAAAUAAAGACUACGACCCAUUUUUA
Scophthalmus maximus (turbot) is the source of this 2349-nucleotide messenger RNA. It is a transcript of the gene hnrpkl, whose product is annotated as heterogeneous nuclear ribonucleoprotein K, like. Gene Ontology annotation, molecular function: mRNA binding. The coding region runs from base 333 to 1628 and encodes 431 amino acids. The record is from RefSeq and is a predicted model, not a curated record. The transcript is spliced from 16 exons. Gene Ontology annotation, cellular component: cytoplasm; nucleus. NCBI's taxonomy places the organism in Eukaryota, Metazoa, Chordata, Actinopteri, Pleuronectiformes, Scophthalmidae. Gene Ontology annotation, biological process: regulation of mRNA splicing, via spliceosome; regulation of transcription by RNA polymerase II.